Messenger RNA from Mytilus trossulus (common blue mussel), 955 nucleotides. Its product is annotated as L-fucono-1,5-lactonase-like. Lineage: Eukaryota; Metazoa; Mollusca; Bivalvia; Mytilida; Mytilidae. The coding region runs from base 48 to 887 and encodes 279 amino acids. Gene Ontology annotation, molecular function: hydrolase activity. The transcript has 8 exons. The record is from RefSeq and is a predicted model, not a curated record.
CAAGUUUUACCUUGUAAACAAACAGGUGCACGAACCAACGUUCGAAUAUGGCAUACGUAGACACCCACUUUCAUAUUUGGGAGUUGGAUAGAUUUGAUUAUUCAUGGCCGACAAAAGAUGACAAAACUCUUUUCAAGAAUUUUCAUAUAGAAGACCUGGAAGAAGCGGUAAAAUCUACCCCUGUAAAAUAUGCUGUAUUUGUGCAAUGUUUGAACAACAAACCAGAGGAAGCAAAAUGGGUAAUGGAACUUGCAAAAAAUCAUAGUAUCAUAAAGGGUGUUGUAGCAGGCCUUGAUCUUACCAGUUCUGAUCUACCAAAGGUAUUGGAUGACAUGCAGCAAAAUCAGCUGUUCAAAGGAUGUCGACACAUUCUAGAUUUCGAGGAUGAGAAGUGGAUAACUCGCGAAGAUGUUUUUCAGGGAUUAAAAGUUCUCGAGGACAGAGGACUGACAUUUGACCUACUACUCAGGCCACAUUUGCUAAAGUAUAUUCCGGACCUUAUAAGACGUUUGCCAAAAUUAAAAUUUGUUGUUGAUCAUAUCGCUAAACCCUACGUCAAAGAUGGAAAAAUGUCGCCUUGGAAAGAGGAAAUAGCAGCCAUUGCAGAGUUUCCUAAUGUAUGGUGUAAAAUAUCUGGACUAGUAAAUGAAGGAGAUCUAAUUAAUUGGAAGAAAGAAGAUUUUCAACCAUAUGUUGACCACGUAAUCCGAUGUUUUGGUAUAGACCGUUGUAUGUAUGGUUCGGAUUGGCCAGUGUGUUCACAAGCUGGUUGUAAAUAUGUGGAUGUAUACAGCUUAUUAAAUGAUUUAUUGCCAUCCCUUUCUGAUGAAGAUAAAGAAAAUAUGUUCAAAGAAAAUGGCCGGAAGUUUUAUUCAUUACAGUUAUAAAACACAAUUAUUUUAUGUAGAAUGAUGAAUCGUAUAUAAAUAAACAACUAUGCCGUGAAUGUGUUAUC